GGGGGGCCGGGGCAGCCGCCACGUCCCCGGCGCCACCGCCCACGUGCCCGAGCGGGGAAGUUGCGCCGCGGAGCUGCCGUCCCGCAGUCUUGCAGGUGCCUCUGGAAUUCCUGAGGUGAAGUGACUUAGAAAAGGAGUCUGACUGCAUGCAGAGCUGGUGGGGUCUGGCCUGCUCAGGUACUGGGAUGGCCAUAGCCCAGAGUGCAGCCAUUAAUAUUCUGUCUGUAAGCUGUGGGAGACACUGAAGAAGAACCAUGCCUAGGGACAUGACUCCUCAGCCCCUCUGAAAGGUCAGACGGAGGACUGAACUUCUGUGCUGCUGUCACUUGGUGUUCUCAGGCACUUAGCUUUAGCUUUUCAGUGUCACGUUGGAGCUCUGCAGUGUCAGAGAGAAGAGGUGGGCUCUGUGAAAUGGAUGUUUCCAACAACUGUACAAAGCCAACGGUCAUUUUCUUGACUUGACAACUGACAUGGUUUCUUUCCAGUCAGCGGAUUCCUGCUUUUGGGGGAAACUUUGCUAUGAUUUUUGCACCGCCAACCAAUUGAAGGAGAAGGAAUUCUUCAACCCUUUGUUUCGAAAGACCUUGGACCGUGCUCCUCCAGCUUCCUUUGAUCCACUGUUUUGGUGAACAAAAGAUCCUAAGAGGAGGAUGAGGCAGCUAAGAGGAAAACCCAAAAAAGAGACCUCCAAAGAUAAAAAGGAGCGAAAACAGGCAAUGCAAGAGGCCCGGCAACAGAUCACCACCGUUGUGCUUCCCACGCUGGCUGUUGUAGUUCUGCUGAUAGUUGUAUUUGUGUAUGUAGCGACUCGUCCAAACACAACUGAAUGAUGCAGCUUUUCAGACUUUCUAGCUUUAAGGUAUUAAUGAUUUUGUCAAGAGCCAAAAGAACUCUCUGCCACUCUUCUAGUAUUUUACAAAGGAACUUCCUGGUAUUUUCAGUCUUUCUCUUCAUUAGGGACCUGCAGAUUCUCUUUAGGAAUGUAACAUAAAACGUAUUAGUGAAGGUGCCAGUACGUUUUAUGGUCCAGUUCAUGUGCCUUUCAGACUUUUAAAAUGGUGUUUUUCUUAAAUCUGUUUGAAGCUCUAUAUUGUAAAAGGAAAUCAUGUUCUGCUAUAAAUUUGUAAAAAAUCAGCUUUCAGCUUUUAUCACUGUUCUGUAUAAUGUUGCUCUCAUGAGCUCUUGUAUGUCUAUUUCAGAACUUCCAAAGAAGUACAUUUCUUCUUUGUACUUAAUGUCAUAUGAAGUGCUUUGAUUCAGAAGGGAUAUAUUUAUUUUUUGAAUAAAAGAGAGAAGUCUUACUUGGAAUCUUCAAAUUAUUUUGCAAAAAAAAUAUGACUUAUUGUGAAAGCCUACAUUGUGUAAUAAUUUUUUCAUUAAAUACUAUGUACUUCACUCAAAAAGAAUUUCUUUUUGCUGUGAGAUGCCACCAUGCAAAGUGAAUACUUCAGAAUCUGCCAGAAGGAAUCUUAGAGAAGUUGGGAAGGGAGAUUCUACCAGUUUAUGAUGAAGUAACUAAUCAUGAACUACGUGCACACAGACAGUUGUUUAACUGAAUGUUAAGUAUCUAAACCUGUAUGAAGUGGCAAUAAAAAGGUGAUUUUGGAUACAGCCCUUGAUUGAUUUUUUAA
Cuculus canorus (common cuckoo) is the source of this 1631-nucleotide messenger RNA. RefSeq names its product single-pass membrane protein with coiled-coil domains 4 (gene SMCO4). The transcript is spliced from 5 exons. NCBI's taxonomy places the organism in Eukaryota, Metazoa, Chordata, Aves, Cuculiformes, Cuculidae. The record is from RefSeq and is a predicted model, not a curated record. The coding region runs from base 651 to 830 and encodes 59 amino acids.